CACACCACAAUGCAAUGUGAAGAGGCGCUUGCGCAAAAAGUUUCUCUUUCGAAGUGGCGCUCACAUGCCAUGGUGCACUUGCGAGCGGCUGCAGUUUACAAGCAAUCCAAACCCACUGCUGCAAGGAGCAGCGGGUUGCCAACAUGGCCACGGGUAGACGCUAUUUGUACGGAAAUGCUCCAGGACCUAGCGUCGACAACACAAAACCGACGACGAGUCAGAGUGAUCGCAUUGCGAACAAUGAUCGGCCAAAAACAGCGCCCGCUCCACAUUCCAAAACGCUACACACACGAAAAUUCAAGUCGGCGGACGGCUACACCCAAAUUGCAGGAUACAAGAUUGGUGGUUUCCUUGGUGCAGGCAUCUACACCAAUGUGUGGGAGGUGACAGAUAAGUCGACCAACACCAAGCGGGCUAUGAAGAUUUAUGAGUAUACGGUUCCCGUGGAUCACAGGAAUGCGGUUGAGGAAGUGAGGCAGCUGCAGGGCUGCAAGCACCCGAGCAUGUGUGAGAUCCGUCACGUGUUCAUGACGCGAUAUUUCCAAGAAUGGGCACGGCCGAUGCGGUCGCACAUUGUCAUGGAUUACUGCCCUGGAGGCAAUAUGGAUGAGCUACUGAGGAAGUGCAGAGGAUGGAACACGCCCGUGGAAUACACGCUGCUGCGCAAGUGGAUGGGGCAAAUAUUUGAUGCAAUGCUUUAUUCCCAUGACAGGGGCAUAAGUCACAGGGAUCUCCGACUAAACAACCUGCUGCUGACUAAGGAACUUAACAUAAAGAUAUGUGACUUUGGUGUGCAGACUUUGCUACGUGUGGAUGGUUUGUGUAUGCAGCCUAAGCCAGACCAGUUUCCGUGGGUUGCUCCGGAGGUGUGGAAGACAGGGUUUAGCAAGGAGAGUGACAUCUGGUCUGUUGGAUGUAUCCUCUUGGCUAUAUCAUCUUGUGCAUUUCUCAAACAGAGUCAGAUCAACAGCGCACUGAUCUUGAUCAAGACACGGAAAGAUGUAUUGGACGAGAUAAUGGACUGUAUUAUAGAGGACUACAGCGUAGAGUUAGGUGAAGUCAUCUAUCGUACGCUGAGCUUCAAGCCUGAAGAUCGAACUCCCUUUAGAUCUAUGAUGCUCAACGCGUUUGUCAAGUUCAGCAUGUGGCUGGGAGGGUCUCCUGUUAUACCCACUGCGUCUGUAGAGCUGGGUGCUGCCGACAAGGCCACAAUUCCCGUCCUAUAUUCUCUUACGGACUCUCUCAAGUAUCUCCACGGUGAAAAUGCUUCAGACCAACCGUGUGUGAUAACAGCAUUGGUACGCAUCAAUGUGAUACUGCAGAAUGACUACGAUGCUGGACGUGUUCUUCAGCUGUCGUUAGAGGACAAACAGAGUCUUCUUAAGCUAAUGGUGCAAACAUGGCCAAACAACGAAACCAUCACAAGUCUUUGCCUGGAUAUCCUCAACAUAAUCAUCAGAUCUGCAGAUCCUGCAAAGCAUGAUUUCGAUGACAUGGAUGAGAAACUUCUGAGAGGAGCAGUCACUGAGAUGCGGAGGUAUAGGUACUCCCUGCCCGUUCAGAAAUCAGUCUGUGCCUUGGUCUUGCACACAGUGCACAUCCCGCGCGCUCUGGACUAUCUGUUAAAGGACGGUGUAGUAUGGGAUUUGUUGAUGGCAAUGGAGAACUAUGUACAGGAUUGGGAGAUAGUAGCCAGUGUCAGUACAGCCUUCUGCACACUGGUAAAGCAUGAUGUCAAGUAUGAAGUAAUACGCAAGGGACGCCUGAUCCCAACCAUCUACGAUGUGCUGCACAUACACGAGGAAGAUCCGCUGGUUUUGCGCUGCAGCAUCAUGGCACUGUGGGCAGUUGCAUUGCUAGACCACUAUGACCUGAGUGAGUUUGAUAGAGAGCCUCUCGUUGAGACCGUCAGCCGCAUCAUGGAGGUGCACCAAGGGGAUCCUGGCGUCUGCUCCUGUGCUGUUGGCCUGAUUCAUACAUUGCUGGAUAUAACCGAGCCCCGCAUGCAGCAAUAUGGAUUUCGGCAUCAACUGCUUGUCAGUCCCGAGAGGCGACAACCCGAUAUCUUUGAUGUGAGGUCGACGCUGAGACCAGAACCAUCUCGUGUCAUAGACCCAACUCCAAAGCGCGAUGUGAAGUUUAUUGUAGAACCAUUUACCAAGGUAAAGAAAGAGGAGAGAGUUCCGAGACGAUUUGCGUAUACUAAGCCGGACGGGGAUCUUCCUGCUGAAGCAGUUCCGACACCACCGCCGCCGCCACCAACACCACCUCCGCCACCUCACUGGGGAAUACACUACAUCAUCGAAGCCUUGAAUAUGUUCAAGCCAAACGAAGGUGGUGGAACCAUUGCCUUGACUUGUGCACAGAUCAUUCGAAUUAUGUCUGGGCUGUUUGAAAACAAGGUGCUGCAAGGUGCUCUCGCUCAGAAUGUUGUUGCUCAUCGUCUGGAUCGUGUCUUGACAGACGAGAGCAACGGUUUGAAUGAGGAGGCGCGGGCAAUCGUGCUGGCAGCAUCGGGUAGCAUCAUGGACAUUGCCGGUUUCCUGCCGCUGGACAAAGAAAUCUUCCCCGAUUACGUACCGUUAACGGAAGAUGAGAAGAGGAUGGUGUUGGCGGAGAUAGCCGUCGCAGAUGCCCGCAACUACGACAAAGCACUAGCUGAAUACGCUCUACAGGGUAUUCGUCCGACUAAAAGCAUUUCCAAGGAUAUGAGCUCACGAAAGAAACGAGAAAUGUUGUGGCAGGAAACCGUCUACAAGAAGAGGUACGAGGAAGUCUACAAGCAGAUUAGAAACCGCCGCCGGAAGAAUGCGAAGAAACGCGCCGGUGCCUCGGGAGCGAAGGCACGUUCUGCUCGAAGGCCAAAAACCGGUACGCCUUCGAACACACCAGUGGGCAGCCCAACUUCGAGCAGAAGCGCGUCUUCAAGCAAGACAGUGGGCAGUGCGUCGUCCAGCAAGUCUGCAAAGAGUCUACCGGAUUGAUGGUGACCAGAAAGACCCGACUUUACGCACGAUACAGGUAUGCUAGUGGUGAGUAACAACACCAAUAACAAAGUAACAAAUGGUGUAACUAAGAACGAGGGGAACACCGCUAGAUACCAAAUAAAACCAACCGUGAUGUAGGACAGGACGGGGCAGGGUGUCUGAUCAACUUGAACAAUUCUCUCAGCCUUCACCAUUGCACUCCCCCAAUGAUCUGUUGCCAAUAGGUCAUCGGGGUGUUGGCUAAGAGGACAGAGAGACUUCGAGGAGGCAUUGCCACUAUUCGCUCGGCUACUGCGUCAACGCCGGCUACGAAACAGUCCACAAUAGAUUAGUGUUAUUGCCACUGGCUGUGGCUGCAUCUGCCGCGUUGCUAGUACAAUUAAAUUAUUCAACGGUAUAUUGGCGCUUUGAAGACAGUCGUCGUUACAACCGAAGAAAAGUGUACACCGUGGUGGACACACGCGCUCAGCCAUAACACUAUCCUGCAUGCAUGCAUGCUUUCUCCUGCAAUAAUCUGACAUAGCAUAGUGUCACAGUCUUUUUCCUCAGCUGUUGUACUGCUAUCAUACGAUAGAGUAGAGUAUACCGUAUGACUGGAUGGUUUCCCACACCCGACCUUUCUCAAUCGGCUGUCUGUUGAUAUGGCUGAUGCUGAUCAUGCCAUGUGACCAUCACUGAAUAGUCACAUGAUUGUUUUUAAAACACUGUGGUUCUUUUUCUAAGAAUUCACACACUUUAGCGCAGCCA
This is a messenger RNA of Sycon ciliatum, 3734 nucleotides long. RefSeq names its product serine/threonine kinase-like domain-containing protein STKLD1. The record is from RefSeq and is a predicted model, not a curated record. The coding region runs from base 144 to 2984 and encodes 946 amino acids. Lineage: Eukaryota; Metazoa; Porifera; Calcarea; Leucosolenida; Sycettidae. Gene Ontology annotation, molecular function: ATP binding; protein tyrosine kinase activity; protein serine/threonine kinase activity. The transcript has 27 exons. Gene Ontology annotation, biological process: protein phosphorylation.